Messenger RNA from Asparagus officinalis (garden asparagus), 642 nucleotides. RefSeq lists its product as uncharacterized. NCBI's taxonomy places the organism in Eukaryota, Viridiplantae, Streptophyta, Magnoliopsida, Asparagales, Asparagaceae. The coding region runs from base 125 to 397 and encodes 90 amino acids. The transcript is spliced from 3 exons. The record is from RefSeq and is a predicted model, not a curated record.
CACUAAAAAAACACAAAAAACAAAUAGAUAACACCGCUAGCGAGUCUCUCCCCAUUCUCACCAAAUCCCCCCCCUAAAUCUCGCCGCCGCACUUUCCUCCUCUUCCGCCGGCGAUCUCGUCUCCAUGGCUUCCACCGCCAGCAGAUGGCUGAGGCCCGAGGUUUACCCGCUCUUUGCUGCUACCGGCGUUGCCGUCGGGAUCUGUGCGUUCUCGCUCGUUCGACACAUCUGCAUCAACCCUGAAGUCAGGGUAAACAAAGAAGGCAGGGCUGCAGGAGUGCUGGAGAACUUUUCUGAGGGGGAGAGAUACGCUGAGCACAGCCUGAGGAAAUUUGUACGCAACAAAGCCCCGGAGAUCAUGCCAUCAGUCAAUGCCUUCUUCACCAAUCCAAAGUGAACUGAAGCCUAACAGCAUCUACCAUUUCUUUAUACGCGAAUAUUACUAGUGAUGUGCGGUUGAGUUGAGGGUGAUGCUAGGGCAAACUAGCUUUGAACCAUAUGAUUUGGCUUGUAGUUGUAUGAGUGCUAAAAUUUACAAAUUAAUCUGCUUGAUGAAUAAUUUGUACUGAAUAUUUGUGUGGUUUGCCUAUCUUGGAAACUACUCAGUGGGAAAUAACAUUUUCAUCUUUGCUUGUUCGACUC